Messenger RNA from Daucus carota subsp. sativus, 1302 nucleotides. RefSeq lists its product as uncharacterized. Bases 1 to 1302 code for a protein of 433 amino acids. The transcript has 2 exons. Lineage: Eukaryota; Viridiplantae; Streptophyta; Magnoliopsida; Apiales; Apiaceae. The record is from RefSeq and is a predicted model, not a curated record.
AUGGAUAAGUUUGUAACAAGAAGCAGAGCUCCCGUUGAAGAACAAGAAGUUGAAUUGGGCAACCUUCCUGCAGAUCCAGGGUUGCGAAUUCCAAUUUCAGAUUAUCAUCCCAAUCUCAAAGGUAAGGUAAGAAGAGCUUAUUUACAGAAAGGAGCAUGUCAACCAUCUCAUAAUUUUAAGAAACGUAAAAUUGGGAAUUUGUUACGACGUUUCAACCUCAAUUGGUUCAAUGAAUAUAAAUUGUGGUUGGGGUAUAGUGUAGAAAAAGAAGCUGCGUUUUGCCUGUAUUGUUAUCUUUUUAAGUCUGAUAAUAAACAAGGUGGGGAUGCUUUUGUUAAAGAGGGUUUUGAUGCUUGGAACAAAAAAGAGAGAUUAGAUUUGCACGUAGGAGGUCCUAACAGUGGACAUAAUCAAGCCCAGAGAAAAUGUGAAGAUUUGAUGAAACAAAAUCAGUAUAUAGAUGUGACAUUAAAUAGGCAUUCAGAGCAGAUUAAAAAUGAAUAUCGAAUUCGUUUGGGUGCUUCAGUUGAUUGUCUCCGUUUUCUUUUAAGACAAGGUAUUGCUUUACGUGGUCAUGAUGAAUCUAAUGGAUCAAUAAAUCAAGGAAAUUUUCUUGAUGGCAAUCUUAAGAUAUCGUCUCCAGACAUUCAACAUGACAUUGUCAAUGCUUCUGCGGUAGAAACUCUUAAUUAUAUUAUUCAUGAUUUAGGAGAUGAUUUGUUUGCUAUUUUGAUUGAUGAAUCAUGUGAUAUAUCAGUGAAAGAACAAAUGAUUGUUAUCUUGAGGUAUGUUGAUAAAAGAGGUCAUGUAAUUGAGAGAUUUAUUGGUAUUGCACAUGUUCCCAAUACAAAUGAUGCGUCACUUAAAGUAUGCAUUGAUUCAUUGUUUGCCAAGCAUGGAUUGAGUAUAUCCAAGAUAAGGGGACAAGGCUACGAUGGAGCGAGUAACAUGAGGGGGGAGUUUAAUGGCUUAAAAAGUUUAAUUAUGAGAGAAAAUGAAUCAGCUCAUUACAUCCAUUGUUUUGCUCACCAACUCCAACUCACAUUAGUUGCUAUUGCUAAAAAUAAUGUUCAUGUUGGGAGCCUCUUUAACAUGAUUGCAAAUUUAGUGAAUGUUGUUGGAGCUUCUUGUAAGCGUCGAGAUAUACUUCGAGAUCGUCAAGCUAUUCAUAUAUAUGAAGCAUUAGCAAUUGGAGAACUUGCAAGUGGACAUGGAUUAAAUCAGGAAACAACUCUGAAAAGAGCCGUAGAUAUAUCAUAUAUCUACCAAACUGAAAAUAAAAAGAGAAAUCACAGAAAUUGA